GUGGUGGCGUCCUCCCCAUUUGUAUUAUUACUGUAUUCACAACCCUCCAGUGCCCCCCGCUAAACUGCUUUUAGUCGCUCAACAUGGCGGUGAUGGACCUGGUGUUGGGACCCACUUUGAUAGGGGUCCUAUUCAAUGUCUUUCUCUUCGGUUGCGUGAUAACGCAGUGUUAUCUAUAUUUCAUAACAUUCAAGAACGAUUCACCCCGUAUUCGUUUCUUGGUGUGGUUCCUCCUCAUAGCGGACACGCUGAACUCCGCUUUCGAGUGCGUCGUCGCGUACGAGUACACCAUCACCAGCUUCGGUGACUAUGUCGCUGCGUCGAAUGGAAAUUGGCGCGCCGGCACCGGGCCAGUUCUGAUCGGCGUCAUCGCUGCCACAGUGCAAGGGUUCUUCGCCUGGCGGGUCUACCGGUUAACCCACCUGCGGUGGUUCUUCAUCCUCAUCUGCUGCCUUAUCUUCGUCCAGUUCGUUGGCGCCGCGGGAACUGGAGUGGCGGGAAGCAUCAUCAAGCCGUUCGCGGAAUGGGGCAGGUGGCAAGUCAGAGUGCCCAUCGUCGUGUGGCUCGUACUCGCGGCGACGGUGGACUGUCUGUUGACGCUUACCAUGACGUUCCACCUGCAACGCAACCGUACUGGCUUUGCCGUCACUGAUCACAUUGUCACUAAAAUCAUCAAACUCACUGUACAGACCGGUAUGCUUACAGCCGUGUGGGCCGUCCUCGAUCUCGUCUUGUACCUCUCGGUGCCUCAACCCGUGCACCUCAUCUUCAACCUCCCCCUGCCGAAGCUGUAUACCAACUCCCUGUUGUCGACUCUGAAUGCGCGCAAGAACGGCGCGGGAGACUCGAGCCGCUCGGCGCCCGGCGCGCUGUCGGAUAUGCACUGGGACCACCAGCAGCGCUCGAGUGUGACGGGGAUCCACGUCACUACUGUUGCCACCGUCCACCGCGACGAAUUCGAGCUGUCCGAUAAGAAGCCGGGUGCGCUGCCCAAAGGGACGGGCAAUGAUCUGAUCACGGCAGGGGACUCCGACGACGCUAUCCCCGAGCUCCGCGGGAAGGGCGAAUACUCGGUCAAGUGGAAGUAAGCAUACUAGUAGGUGGGAUUCUGUAGGAGAGGAUGAAAAUUAUAGAUGUUGUAUAUUAUUUACAUUACAUCCAGUACAUUCCUUUGUAGUGUAGGUUUAUCUCAUGGGUCUUUAUACUCUAACGUACGGAUCAUUAUAUGAUAUAAAGAUUUUUCGAGGACAUAUGUAUACGUUGGAUAUCUUACAGGUUCGAAUCGGGUAGUC
This is a messenger RNA of Gloeophyllum trabeum ATCC 11539, 1292 nucleotides long. RefSeq lists its product as uncharacterized. The record is from RefSeq and is a predicted model, not a curated record. Bases 84 to 1088 code for a protein of 334 amino acids. The transcript has 13 exons. Lineage: Eukaryota; Fungi; Basidiomycota; Agaricomycetes; Gloeophyllales; Gloeophyllaceae.